This is a messenger RNA of Phycomyces blakesleeanus NRRL 1555(-), 459 nucleotides long. RefSeq lists its product as hypothetical. The transcript has 4 exons. Bases 1 to 459 code for a protein of 152 amino acids. Lineage: Eukaryota; Fungi; Mucoromycota; Mucoromycetes; Mucorales; Phycomycetaceae. The record is from RefSeq and is a predicted model, not a curated record.
AUGCUGUUCGAAAGUUGGUCGCCACGAGCGAUACAAAAACUUCCAUCCCGAAAUCUCUUAUCCACUACAACUAUUCGUGAAACAGAAUUGUGGAGUAGUGUAUUUGAUCCCAUUCUCACAACAUUGUUCUCUGAUCCUGACCGUGAUAUAUUUCUUAGAUGGACUAAUGUUGUGCCUGAAGAAGGCUGUGUCAGUGAGAUAAUUCGCGCACAGACUGAUGCAAUGAUCUGUGAAAUCGAGCAGCUUAGUUGGGGUUGCACAAUUGGUUAUGGUGAAGCCAAAAUAGCAGAGCCAAAACCGAAUAUUGGAAGUUUAGCCAACGACCUCUUGAGAUUAGCGUUCGUGGCUGCCAAUACUAUGAAGUUGAACGGAAAGAGCCUGAAUGCUCGAGCCUUGAUAUAUCGACUGUCCAAACUAUUAAGGAUGAAUACAUGGAUCGUUCGCGAGAAUGCCCACUAA